UGCCCGGGGACGGGGCGGGCGGCCUGGGGUGGGCCUGGCCCGGAGGGAGGCGGCGGUGCCAUGGGGGGCGCGGGCCGCAGCCCGGUCCCUUAUCUCCGGGGGCGGGAUAGGGCUGAGGAGUCCGACAUGGAAGAAUUUAAAGAUGCAAGUCUACCCGAAGAAUUACUUGAUCACUUAAAGCUUUCUGAUGAGAAGCCUUCAGAGACUGGCCCCAAAGAUGCACAGAAUCCCCAAAAUAUUGAAAGUGGAUGUACACCAUCUUCAGCCAAAGAUCCCACGACAGCAGAUGAGUAUUUCCAUGACUGUCAUGACUCCUUUGAGGCAAAAGAACCUGUGCUGGAUGAUGAAGGGAAUUUACAGAAUGAUGAGAAUAGCUCAAGGAAGCAGACAGAACUAGAUGAAGAAUAUUUACUAGAACUAGAAAAAGAUAUGCCAGAAGAAGAAAAACAGAAAAGAAGAAAGGAGAGCACAAUGCUGAAGGAGAAAGGAAAUGAGCAAUUCAAGAAAGGAGACUAUGGAGAGGCAGAAGACUCUUACACGAAGGCUCUGCAGAUCUGUCCCGCCUGCUUCCAGAAAGAUAGGGCUGUUUUGUUUUCAAACAGAGCUGCUGCAAAAAUGAAACAGGAGAAGACGGAAGCUGCCCUAGGUGACUGCAGCAAAGCAGUGGAAUUGGAUCCUAACUAUAUUAGAGCUUUGCUGCGGAGAGCAGAACUGUAUGAAAAAACAGAAAAACUAGAUGAAGCCCUGGAAGAUUAUAAGGCAGUCCUAGAAAAAGACCCAUCAGUUCCUCAAGCCAGAGAAGCUUGCAUGCGAUUACCUAGACAAAUUGAAGAGCGGAAUGAAAAAUUAAAGAAAGAAAUGUUAGGCAAACUGAAGGAUCUUGGGAAUUUGGUUCUCCGCCCCUUUGGCCUGUCAACAGAAAAUUUUCAGAUAAAACAGGAUUCAUCAACUGGUUCAUACUCUAUCAAUUUUGUUCAAAAUCCCAACAACAACAGAUAACACGAAUCCAGUCUAGUUCUGCUGGCUUUCAGGCUUCGUGACCGUGUGCUUGCACGUACCAAUAAAAGGAUUCAGCAAACAUUCUUCACGCUCCCCGAGUGAAGAUAAGACUCAAGCAUACUCAUUUCCCUGCUUGUGAGAUUAUUUACAAUGUGGAUGUAAAGCAAGUCAUUUGACUUCUCUUAGUGAUAACUGUGUCCAGUGUGUGAUUAUUUUUAUUUUUUAUUUUAUUUUUUUUCCUUCCCUUGCAGUGUUUGGCUUGUCCAACAGUCAGGGUCGUUGUUUUGGCCCAUUCAAUGCUGGCAACAAAAUUCCAGCAAGCAAUUCUCUUGAAUCAAAUGUCCACGCACCUGUAGCCAAGAACAAAGCCUUGGAGAAGUAAUGAAUCGAGCAGAAGCACUUCUCCCCCCUCAGCAGGUGGAUAUGAGUGACAACAUGCAUGGAAGCAAGCCAGCCUCUUCUGUGGAAUAAUUUUUCUUUGUAAUAAAGGCUUGGUAUUUCUGUUGGGUUGGUUUGUGAAAUUCUUUCCUUAUUUGAGUUCUUCUCAUGGUGGUAUUGUUAAAAGUGCUUAUAGUCACCCACAAAUAACAUACUUGCAAGACAUUAAUUUGAAGCAUUUGAUUGUGUUGUCUUGCUUCUAGCAAUAUCAGUAGAUUAACCUCAGGCCACCCUUAUAAGACAGUUUGUUUACUUUUUGUUCAUUUUUCUGAAGGCAACAAGGAAAUUUUGUGCCUAGAUAUAUAUAUAUAUAUACACACUCUUUGUAAUGGUACCAUUAAAUUAGUUAAAUUUGCUUGACUAAGAUUCAUUUCUAUUACAGAUAUCCGUAAUGACAAAGAAGUAAGUGAUGUUAAAGUUGAUUGCAAAAGAUUUUCAUAGUAUACCACACCUUGAAGACUUUAAAGUGUGUAUAUAUAUCCAUGCUGUUGAAGUAGUUCAUUCAGAUUUUGGAGAAAGGGUGUCUUUUGUAAUUACUACUUACUGUUUUUUAUAUUUGCUGAUACGUUUACAUUGGAGACAGAUUUUUCAGUUGUCUCCAUGGAGAUUUCAAUACAUAAUUUAAUUAAAUAAUCAGUGGUGGCUGUCUGUUGGCUAUUGGUUGUUAGAUUUAUUUCAGGAAGCAUCUUUGUGUGUACUUAAGGACUGAAAUGAUAGAGCUCCAGUCUUUACACCGAAACGCCUGAAAGGAACAGUCUCUCAAGCUAAGGAGUUCUUGGUGCUUUAUUUUCAUUUUUGUCUCCGCAGCUCUGGAGGGGUUUUUUGAUUGUUAUUUAACUCUGUCCUACUGCAUUUUUGACUUUGUGGUCAUCUGUUUGUUUGUAAACUAUCUCAAGUCUGCAGUGAGUAUGUAUGAAGUCUAUAGGAAUUAAAAUGUCAUUGUCAAAAGAAGAGAGAAGCCCUAAUUCACAGUGAGACCUGUGCAGCCUUUAACAUCUUCUGCGUAAUCAAAAUGUCACUUAAGUAAAUAACAGCAAACAGCCUCUAGGAUUUCCCUGUGCUGAAACUGUAACUGUGCCAUGCUUUACUAGAGUAAACUUUCUAACGUGCAA
Messenger RNA from Calidris pugnax (ruff), 2549 nucleotides. It is a transcript of the gene TTC1, whose product is annotated as tetratricopeptide repeat domain 1. The transcript is spliced from 8 exons. The coding region runs from base 61 to 999 and encodes 312 amino acids. The record is from RefSeq and is a predicted model, not a curated record. Gene Ontology annotation, molecular function: protein binding. Lineage: Eukaryota; Metazoa; Chordata; Aves; Charadriiformes; Scolopacidae.